Messenger RNA from Beta vulgaris subsp. vulgaris (sugar beet), 1910 nucleotides. RefSeq names its product protein NRT1/ PTR FAMILY 2.9-like. Gene Ontology annotation, biological process: transmembrane transport. NCBI's taxonomy places the organism in Eukaryota, Viridiplantae, Streptophyta, Magnoliopsida, Caryophyllales, Amaranthaceae. The record is from RefSeq and is a predicted model, not a curated record. Gene Ontology annotation, molecular function: transmembrane transporter activity. Gene Ontology annotation, cellular component: plasma membrane. The coding region runs from base 58 to 1884 and encodes 608 amino acids. The transcript is spliced from 5 exons.
GUGAGCGGCAAGAGAGAAGAAGAGUAAUAGUCUAAGAGACAUACAUUAGGAGAAGGUAUGGAGAACAGGAAGGAAACAAGAGGUAUCGAUAAGCUAGAAGUUGCUAGAAAAGACAACGAGAAUAACGAAAUCAACUACAUGGGAUUCAAGGCAAUGCCUUUCAUCAUAGGAAAUGAAACAUUCGAGAGGCUAGGAACGAUUGGUACCUUGUCAAACCUCUUGUUGUACCUCACCUCCAUCUUCAACAUGAAGCCCAUUACUGCAACCAUGAUAAUCAAUGUCUUCUUUGGAACCUCGAAUUUGGGAACCUUGGUUGGAGCUUUCCUCUCCGAUACCUACUUUGGUCGGUACAAGACACUCAAAUUUGCAACAUUCACCUCAUUUAUGGGUUUGCUAAUGAUAGCUCUUACAGCAACGAUCAAGCAGCUGCACCCACCCCACUGUGGAGUCAAUGAGUCUUCUUGUACAGCGCCAACCACAUGGCAGAUGGUAUUUUUACUCGGUGGAUUUGGACUGAUGAUAGUAGGAGCAGGAGGUAUUAGGCCGUGCAACUUGGCCUUCGGAGCUGACCAAUUUAAUCCUAAUACUGAGUCAGGAAAGAAAGGGAUAAACAGCUUUUUCAACUGGUACUUCCUCAGCUUUAGCUUUGCAGUUAUGGUGACGCUGACAUUGAUCGUGUACAUACAGACCAAUGUAAGCUGGGCGAUUGGAUUGGGGAUUCCCGCAGGUCUUAUGCUGGUCGCUUACGUGGUGUAUCUAAUGGGUUCUAAGCUAUAUGUGAAGAUGAAACCACAGGGCAGUCCAAUGACUAGUGUGGUUCAAGUCAUAGUAGUUGCUGUUAAGAAAAGGAAGCUAAAAGUACCUGACUGGAAAUGGGUUACUCUGUUUGAUUAUGUUCCUCCUGGUUCCCUCAAUUCCAAACUCCUCCAGACACAUCAAUUCAGGUUUCUUGACAAGGCAGCAAUCAUCACCCCGGAUGAUAAUAUAAACUCAGAUGGAUCAGCUACAUGUCCGUGGAAGCUCUGCUCAAUCCAGCAGGUAGAAGAGGUGAAGUGUUUGUUUAGGGUUCUUCCAGUAUGGGCAUCAGCUAUUACUUUCAAUGUUGCAAUAUUGCAACACUACACUUUUGCAGUAUUCCAAGCUCUGCAGUCAGACAGGCACCUAACUGGCAAUAGCAGUUUCCAGGUCCCUGCUGCGUCCUAUGUGAUCUUUUUUAUGUUGGCUGUCACCCUUUGUUUAGCCAUCUAUGACAGAGUACUUGUUCCUCUUCUUCAGAGAAUCACAGGAAAAGAAUGUGGCAUCACGAUCCUUCAAAGGAUGGGCACCGGUAUAUCUUUCUCCGUACUUUCAAUGAUAGUUUCAGCUCUGAUUGAGCAUAAAAGAAGAACCAUCGCUCUUACAAGACCAACACUAGGGCAUCUUCCUAGAAAAGGUUCCAUUUCCUCCAUGUCAGCAUUAUGGCUAAUUCCUCAGCUAACCAUAGCAGGAAUAGGCGAAGCAUUCAUGGCAGUUGGGCAAAUGGAAUUUUACUACAAAGAGUUCCCGGAGAAUAUGAGAAGCAUUGGUGGAUCGUUAUAUUAUUGCGGUAUAGCAAUGUCGAGCUACUUGAGCAGCUUUCUGGUAACUGCUGUUCAUCAGUUGACAGAGAAGCGAGGAAAACAGAACUGGCUGCCAGAUGAUCUUAACAAAGGAAGAUUAGAUUACUUCUAUUAUUUGUUAGCAGCUUUGAGUACCUUGAAUUUUGCCUACUUUUUAACAGUUUCAAUGUGGUACAAAUACAAAGAUAACAACAACUGGAGGCCAGGAACAGAUGUAGAAUCUACAACUUCCACAAAUUUCCAUCUCCAGAAAUCAGUAAAUGAGCAGGCAGAAGAGAAUAGGUAAGACUUACGGCCCGGUUGGUAGCCAGC